Molecule: messenger RNA, 9561 nt
Organism: Homo sapiens (human)
Lineage: Eukaryota; Metazoa; Chordata; Mammalia; Primates; Hominidae
Gene: ZNF710
Product: zinc finger protein 710
Exons: 5
Coding region: 98-2020 (640 amino acids)
Cellular component (GO): nucleus
Source: RefSeq, a predicted model, not a curated record
ACUCUUGCCUGUAUCGCAUGGCACUGAGGUUGCUGUCUUCUUUUCUUGCUCCUUCGCCUGCAAAGCCAAAGGCCAAAGCAAGGACUGCGUCUUGCUGAUGAUUCGGUCCUCAGCAGCCAGCACCUUCGCCGGCACGGGCGAUGCCCUCCUAGCUAGCCGUCACGGGAUGGAGGGCUUCAUGGACUCAGGGACACAGACGGACGCCGUGGUGGUGCUGUCCUUGGCUCAGGCCGCCGUGCUUGGCCUGGUCUCCGAAAAUGAGCUCUUUGGAGCUACCAUAAGCGCCGAGGCCUUCUACCCGGACCUGGGGCCCGAGCUUUCAGGGGCAGCCAUGGGAGAGCCCGAGCCACCAGGCCCCGACGUCUACCAGCUGGCCUGCAACGGGAGGGCCUUGGAGGAGCCGGCGGAGGAGGAGGUGCUGGAGGUGGAGGCAGCCUGUGAGAAGCACACCCGGCGGAAGACGCGGCCACCUGUGCGGUUGGUGCCCAAGGUCAAGUUCGAGAAGGUGGAGGAGGAGGAACAGGAGGUCUAUGAGGUUUCUGUGCCAGGUGACGACAAGGACGCAGGGCCAGCAGAAGCCCCCGCCGAGGCGGCCAGUGGCGGCUGCGACGCCCUGGUGCAGAGCAGCGCCGUCAAGAUGAUCGACCUCAGCGCCUUCAGCCGCAAGCCCCGGACGCUCCGGCAUCUGCCCCGAACCCCGAGGCCGGAGCUGAACGUGGCCCCAUAUGACCCUCACUUCCCGGCCCCGGCCCGGGAUGGCUUCCCCGAGCCCAGCAUGGCGCUGCCUGGGCCAGAGGCCUUGCCCACAGAGUGUGGGUUCGAGCCACCCCACCUGGCCCCCCUGAGUGACCCCGAGGCCCCCAGCAUGGAGUCCCCGGAGCCUGUCAAGCCGGAACAGGGCUUCGUGUGGCAGGAGGCCAGUGAGUUCGAGGCUGACACGGCGGGUUCGACCGUGGAACGCCACAAGAAGGCCCAGCUGGAUCGGCUGGACAUCAACGUGCAGAUUGACGACUCCUAUCUGGUGGAGGCGGGCGACCGCCAGAAGCGCUGGCAGUGCCGCAUGUGCGAGAAGUCCUACACGUCCAAGUACAACCUGGUGACGCACAUCCUGGGCCACAACGGCAUCAAGCCACACUCGUGCCCACACUGCAGCAAGCUCUUCAAGCAGCCCAGCCACCUGCAGACGCACCUGCUGACGCACCAGGGCACCCGGCCCCACAAGUGCCAGGUAUGCCACAAGGCCUUCACGCAGACCAGCCACCUCAAGCGCCACAUGCUGCUGCACUCGGAGGUCAAGCCCUACAGCUGCCACUUCUGCGGCCGCGGCUUCGCCUACCCCAGCGAGCUCAAGGCCCACGAAGUGAAGCAUGAGAGUGGCCGCUGCCAUGUCUGCGUCGAGUGCGGCCUGGACUUCUCCACCCUGACCCAGCUCAAGCGCCACCUGGCCUCCCACCAGGGCCCCACCCUCUACCAGUGCCUCGAGUGUGACAAGUCCUUCCACUACCGCAGCCAGUUGCAGAACCACAUGCUCAAGCACCAGAACGUGCGACCCUUCGUGUGCACUGAAUGCGGCAUGGAGUUCAGCCAGAUUCACCACCUCAAGCAGCACUCCCUCACCCACAAGGGCGUGAAGGAGUUCAAGUGCGAGGUGUGUGGCCGGGAGUUCACCCUACAGGCGAACAUGAAGCGGCACAUGCUGAUCCACACCAGCGUCCGGCCCUACCAGUGCCACAUCUGCUUCAAGACCUUUGUACAGAAGCAGACUCUCAAGACCCACAUGAUUGUACACUCGCCCGUGAAGCCAUUCAAAUGCAAGGUGUGCGGGAAGUCCUUCAACCGCAUGUACAACCUGCUGGGCCACAUGCACCUGCACGCCGGCAGCAAGCCCUUCAAGUGCCCCUACUGCUCCAGCAAGUUUAAUCUCAAGGGCAACCUGAGCCGGCACAUGAAGGUCAAGCAUGGCGUCAUGGACAUCGGCCUGGACAGCCAAGAUGCAGAAACUGAAGAACAGAGAACUUAGAUAGCUCAUGCAAGAUGACAACACAGCAGGAGGUGACAGACACUUUAUUUCGUUACCGUGAGAUAAUAUUUCAAAUAAGUGUAUGGGAAAGAAAGUUAGAAAGGGGAAAAAAUGGCAGCCGGAAAGAUAAGGGAGAGCCAGGUGAGGUCCCAACUCCAAGUACACCAUGGGAGGUCCUAAGCAAGGGACAUGCAGAGGGGAGAUCUGAGCUUCCCAGCAACCAAGGCAAAAAAGUGUCAAUCAGUCACACUCUUCACAAGUGCCUGCCAGAGACUAUAACCCACAUACUCAUGAAAGGGCCAGACAGCCCUGACGUUAAGAUCUGGGAGAAAUUUUAGGAGAGGAUCCUAUGCCUCAGCAGUUCGUAGAAGUUUCAGAGGCUGUCAGAAAACAUCCCAAGUGUUAGCGGUAGCCUUUCCCUCCAGCAGUGGUCAGUACUUAAAGCAUUUCUGUUGGGUGACAGCAAAGCUGUUAGCCUCUCUGGCCUCAUGGUGGGGAGGGACUGCUGUGGAGACUCCACAGGAAGGAGGGAGCCAACAGCGCUACAGGGAGGCUCCUUCUACAGUUGGGAGCUAUUUCUGGUGCUCUGGCUGGGCAUGAUGGCUCACACCUAUAAUCCUGGCACUUUGGGAGGCCGAGGCAGGAGGAUCCCUUAAGGCCAGGAGUUUGAUACCAAACCAGGCAACAUAGUGAGACCUGGUCUCUACAAAAAUAUUUUUAAAUUAGCUGGGUGUGGUGGCGUGUGCCUAUAAUCUCAGCUACUUGGGAGUCUAAGGCAGGAAGAUCACUUGAGCCCAGGAGUUCAAGGCUGUAGUGAACUGUGAUCGGACCACGGCACUCCAGCCUGCGUGGCAAAGCAAGACCCUAUCGCCAAAUUAUAAUAAAGAAAUUCUGGUGUGCCUCUGAGUCACACCAGCUGGGAACAUGCUUUGGCAGUAACCAGGUGAGCUGACUUGCCACGUGGGAUUAUUUACUGGAAUGCAGGCAGGCACGCGGGAACAGCUGCAGUAGCUUAACUCUGGUUUUGGAACAGCUGACCAGUGAAUGGCCUGGGUUUUCUGGCAGAAACAGGUAUCUCAGUUGUUUUGUUUUGUUUUUCAGUUGUCUAUUAAGGUUGCUUCCAGUAGACGAGAAUGAAACCCCGUCGGCUGCUCUUGGUAGCUCCUUGCUACUCAAAAUGUGGUAGGAGGAUGAGCAGCCUCGGCCCCACCUGGGAUCUUGCUGGCCUCUCAGCUCCACCCACACCUGCUGAGUCAGACUCUACACUUCAAAAAGAUCUCUGGGCCAUUUGUUGCAGUCAAGUUUGAGACCCACUGGACCAGACUAGUGCCUCAGAGUCUCCUGGAGGGCUUGUUGAAACAAAGUGCUGGCCCCACCCCCAGAGUUUCUGAUUCAGUAGAUCUGGGGUGGGGUCUGAGACGCUGCCUUUCCCACAAGUUCCCAGUUCUUAGCAAAGCAGCCGCUGGUUCAGGGACCUCAUGUUGAGAACCUUUGAUCCAGACUGCAGAGGGCUGGCUGGCAAAUCAGCUGCAUGUUGGGAGUCACCUGAGGAAUGUUUUAAAUGCUGAUGCCUGAGUUUGGACCUGAGGUUCAAAUGUAAGUGAUCUGGAAUGUGGCCUGGGAUCAGGAUUUUUGUAAAGCACUUUGGGUGAGUCCAUGUGCAGUAGAUUUUGAGAGCUGUAUUCUAGUGGAUCUGCCCUGUUGCUAACCCACCAGAAGGAACCAGAGCAGAACGUGCCCUUUUGGAAAUAACUGGGACCAUGAAGAGACUGUCAGUGUUACAGCUCUUUUAGAAUUUGUUAGGCUGGGCGUACUGGCUCACGCCUAUAAUCCCAACACUUUGGGAGGCAAAUCCCAAGGUGGGCAGAUCACCUGAGGUUGGGAGUUCGAGACCAGCCUGGCUAACAUGAUGAAACCCCGUCUCUACUAAAAAUACAAAAAUUAGCUGGGCGUGUUGGCACAUGCGUGUAAUCCCAGCUACUCGGGAGGCUGAGGCAGGAGAAUCACUUGAACCUGGGAGGCAGAGGUUGCAGUGAGCCGAGAUUGUGUCACUGCACUCCAGCCUGGGUGACAGAGUGAGACUUUGACUCAAAAAAAAAAAAAAAAAAGCAUUCAUUUAGCAGGUUUUCCAGUUUUUACCAGAAAUCGCCCCACCCCCAUCCCACCACCCAAACAAGAUUUUUUAAAAAGACUGUCCCUGUACACCUUGUUCCUCGGGGUGGUUAAGGCACAACCUCUUUCUAUAUGAGCUCAGUCACCAGGGAUGCUUAGAAUUCCUCUAUUCCUGGCCGUACCAGAUGACAGAAGGAAGCGAUUGGCCCUGGAAUGACUGGGCUCCAGGUCCCCACCUCCCUCAUACAGCCUUGGUCUGGGAAGCCCAGGCUUGAUGCGUAUGCAGAAGGAAGGCAGCAUACAUUCUAGACAGAACGAUCUAGUAACUAUGGGGCUGUCAUUUGGGGAGGUGGAUCAAUGUCCUUAUAAAAAAUGCUACAGACUAUUCUCUGGGGCCCACAGGACGGGACCAUAGACUUAAUAAACAAAAUGGGGACGGUGUACAGAGAUCCACAAGUAGAAAUUUUCUCAAGGUGCUUUUUUUUUUUUUUUUUUUUUUGAGACGGAGUCUUGCUCUUUCACCCAGGCUGGAGUGCAGUGGCGCGAUCUCGGCUCACUGCAAGCUCCACCUCCUGGGUUCACGCCAUUCUCCUGCCUCAGCCUCCCAAGUAGCUGGGACUACAGGCGCCUGCCACCACGCCCGGCUAAUUUUUUUGUAUUUUUAGUAGAGACGGGGUUUCACGGUGUUAGCCAGGAUGGUCUUGAUCUCCUGACCUCAUGAUCUGCCUGCCUUGGCCUCCCAAAGUGCUGGGAUUACAGGCAUGAGCCACUGCGCCUGGCCCCCAAGGUGCUUUAUUUAGCUUGUUUUUGAAACCAGCUGUGUAACAUGAGGGUGUGGCACUAGGACUGAGGGAAGAAACAGCCCAAAUCUAUAAGAUAUGGGUCAAGUGACCUUGUUUUAUAAAGUCCGGAAGACUCACAGUGGGUUAGAUGCUACAGGCACAAGUAACAGAUACCCAUUCAGACUGGCCUAAACAAUAAGGAAAUCCAUUAAGAAAUGGCUCAAGACCAGGUGUGGUAGCGCACACCUAUCGUCCCAGCUACUCGGGAGGUUGAGUUGGGAGGAUCACUUUGAGUUUGAGGCUGCAGUGAGCCAUGAUUGCACCACUGCACCCCAGCCUUGGCAAUAGAGCAAGACCUUGUCAAAAAAAGAAAAGAAAUGGGGCCAGGCGCAGUGGCUCACGCCUGUAAUCCCAGCACUUUGAGAGGCCGAGGCAGGCGGAUCACCUGAGAUUGGGAGUUCAAGACCAGCCUGACCAACAUGGAGAAACCCCGUCUCUACUAAAAAUACAAAAAAAAUUAGCCGGGUAUGGUGGCGCAUGCCUGUAAUCUCAGCUACUUGGGAGGCUGAGGCAGGAGAAUCGCUUGACCCCAGGAGGUGGAGGUUGUGAUGAGCCAAGAUUGCACCAUUGCACUCCAGCCUGGGCAACAAGAGCGAAACUCGGUCUCAAAAAAAAAAAAAAAAAGAAGAGAAAAGAAAUGGUUCAAAGUCUAGGCCCUCUUCAGAGCUGGCUGAUUCAGCUUGCCAACAGUGACAUCAGGGUGAGGCUUCCUCUGUCCACAGCAUUAGCUGCGAAUAUCCUCAUGGUCACAAGAUGGCUGCCAGUGGCCGUCAGGGUGUGUGCUUCCUUGUUCACAUCCAGUGGAAGAGUGACAGCCUGCUCCCCUUAGCUCUCUGACACCAAUGAGAAGGUGCUAAGAACUUACUAGCAGGCCUUUCCUCAUGACCCAUUCAACAGGAUUGGGUCACGUGCCUAUUCCUGAACCACUAAUUGGGAAGGGAUGGGAUUACUCUUAGACCAGUGGUUCUCAACUGAGCAUGAGUUUGUCUUCCAGGUGACAGUUGGCCAUGUUUGGAGACAUUUAUGGUUGUCACAACUGGGGUGAUGCUACUGGCAUCUCAUGGGUAGAGGCCAGGGAUGCUGUCAAACAUCCUACAAUGCACAGGACAGCCUCACAACAAAGAAUUAUGGCCCUAAGUGCCAAGGUUGAGAAAGUCUGCCUUAGACCUGUCAGGGCUGCCCCCAGCCUGGGGUCUGUUUCCCCCAAAACACGCACAUCUCAGCGGACAGGGCCAGAAUGCACUUUGGGGGCCAGCCACAGCCCCUGCCAGCCUCCCAGUUCCCCCAGAUCCUACCCUGGGCUUCCCCUGUAAGAGCUUUAUAAUGAGAUUUCAAUUUUAUAAAAUUAUAAGGGGCCUCUUAGGAGUUUUUGCCUGACAUAUCUUUAUGAACCUACCCUGAGUGUUUGUCCCUGGAGAGCCAGGCCCAAGGAUACCAAUGGCUAGAACCAACAGAAAAGCACAGCUGCCGGCAGGAGGCCUCACCCUCCCGCAGUGUGAGGCAGAGCAGCACAGUGGCUCAGAACAACAGCAUGUGCUGGGUGACCUUUGGCAAGUUGAUUCACCUCUCUAAACCUCAGCCUUCUGAGCUGCUAAAUGGGGCUGUUGUGAUUGCUGGAUGAGGCGAGGCCUGCGAAGUGGCUGGCAUGCAGCAGGUGCUAAUGAGUGCUGCAAAGGUGAUGUCACGCAGGCAGCUUCCCGUGGCCAGAGAAACAUUGCAGAGAAGGGAUAAGUAGGGCUUAGUGACUUUGACGGGUCAAUGGAAGAAUGACCCAAAGAAGGCUUCAAGGCCAGGCCUGCAGUUCUCCACCACAAAGGCCCUCACUGAUAGCACCCACUCCCCCACACUCAGCUUUGGGGCCUAGGUCUGGUCACCCAGCUAGAAGCCACAGGACCCUGAGGCGUCCGAGGGUGGGAAGGCUGAGAGGCAGCUGAGACUCCUGGAGGCCGUGACUGGGAAGCCCUCUCUUUAGAAAGGCCAUCAGCUUCCUGCGUGGGGGUGACUGGCUCCUCCCGAGAGAUGGCAGCCAGGUCUGACUGUGCCCCUCUCUUACAGACCCCAUGAUGGAGCUGACAGGCACUGACCCUUCAGAGCUCGACGGCCAGCAGGAGAUGGAGGACUUCGAGGAGAACGCCUACAGCUAUGCGAGCGUGGACAGCAGCGCCGAGGCCAGUGUCCUCACUGAACAGGCCAUGAAAGAGAUGGCCUACUACAAUGUGCUAUAGCGCAAGCUGGGCCACCCCUAACGGGGGCCGGGGGCGAGGGCAUGGGGGUGAGACCCAUGGGCUGCAGGCUGCACCUCCUGCAGCCGAGAAACAAGCUACUGCCCCACUGUUCUGAGCCCUCCCUCCCCGAGUCAUUUGCACCACUAGGGACCUUUAGACCAAAUGGAGACUGUACUACUGGCCCCGGCUGUGAGCCAGCACAGGCCCAGGCAUCCCAGCAAGGGAAGGAGAACACGCGAGGCCCAGAUCUGGGUCUCCCUGGCCUGCUUCCGUGGGGAGUGGGAGAAGUGGGGCCACUGGGGACAGGUCACAAGGGCACCGGCCCUCGGGGUCUCUCCAGGCCCAGCAGAGCUCUUCAGGGGUCCUGACACUGGAAGAAGAGACCACUUGAGCCAUGUCUUUUUCACGGCCAACUCCUGCCUCUAAGGAUGUCUGAGCUCCCCUCUGGCCAGUACUGCCCACCUCUACCUUGUCCAGGCCCCCUUCCCCGCCCUGUCGACGGACCGCCAGGCAGGGCACUCUGCCUUCUACCUCCCGGGGUCUCCCAUGCGCUCCUCAAGCCAGGUGUGCACGUGGCCCUGGCCCUGGCCUGCAGGACAGCUGGGGGGCACCCAGCCCCCAGAAGACCCCUGUCCUACAUCCCUUUCUGGAAGUGAGUGUCCCUACAGUGGAUUGCAACACAUGUCGUCCACUUCGACCCUAGCUGGAGUGCCUCACCAGGGGGCCCCACUAGGAACAAAGCCAGGACAGGCCCCGCGUCAGGCACACACUAACAAAACCAGAAGCAUGGGGCAGGGCAGGGCGGAGUGAGGGCAUCACAGGGGACCAAGAAGGGCUGUCCUUGGGGGAGGCCCAGGACCACCUGUCGGGGAGGGGGACCGCAGUCAUUUCUCAUUCCUCAGUGUCCACCUUGCGACGGGGAUAGCCACGAGUCAGCAGCUUCCCGGAAAGAGCAACGUAUUUUAAAAAGGAAAGUAAAGCCCACAGAGGGAAAUCAAGGGUUUUUUUGAGCAAAGGGGGUCUUCUGAAGGUAACUUAUUAUUUUUUUCUUUCCAACUGUGUGUCACCUAUGACCUUUUCUGAUGGAGAUGCAUUUUCUUUUUCCAAGCGUAAGCUUCCUAAUGUGCUGUGCGUGCUUCCUACCCACCCACCCCGAGCAGCCUGGCCGGGCAGGACUGGGGCUCCAUGGGGACUGUCACCCUGGCCCUGGAGGUGCAGCCGCUGGCAGCAGCCUCAGCAGGCUGGGGUGGGAGGCAGGAGAAGGCAGAGCUGGGAAGCCCUCCACCCCUGCCUGGCUCCUGCAGUCGCUGACUUGCUCUGUCCCAUGUCCCAUCCUCGGCUGUCAGGGCUGCUGACUCUGCUCAGCCAACAGCUAGCUCCCUCGCUCGCCUGCUCUCUUCCCCUCUGUUCCCACGCCAGCUCCUGCCCCUGGAACCAGAGAUGACAGGCCCAGGGCAGUGAAAUAGCACAUUCAGGAACUCUAGGGCACCCGGACCCCCCCACCCACUUGCCUCCUGAGGCCUCAGUGGGGAGGGGCAAGCAGGGGUCUUCCCCAAAGGCACAGAUGAAGCCACUAGCUUCAGCCUAGAAACCCGGAGAAGGGAACAGCCUGCGGUGGGAGGAACCAAUCUGCAGCGCAGCCACCCCCAAGGCUGGAUCCUUAAGUGAAGGACCAAGCCAGGCCUCAGGGUGACUGUGAUCAGGACUGAGGGGUGGACAAGGUGGCCCAAGUAUGGCUUCCAGACCCCGAAGCCCCACGACCUCCCAGGUGCCCGCCAUGAUGACCCUCAGGUGGCAGUGACCCCGUCACUGUAUAAGACAUUUUCUCCUGCUGAGCAGAAGGCAUCAUCCCCUGCAACUACCUCUUCCCACGUCUUUCUCCCCUGGUACCAAAAAGAACCCUGUACCUCUCCUCCUCCUCCUCCCUCCUGCCAGUGCAGUGGCCUUGGUCUUGGAAACUGAAGGGAGAAGGUCUGGCCCCCAGGGUGGGGCUCUCCUUUCCCUCCCCCAGCCCCGCCGUCAGCACUGGCCCUCUGUGAGGUUCGAUACUUGAACGCCCCCUGCCCUGUGCCUUGGACCUGGGCAAAGCUAGGAGGAGGAAACAGCACAACUCACAGUUUGAGCUGGGGGGUGGUCUUGGCAAGGCUCCUGUCUGUACCCCUCCCUAACCUUCUCAAAAGAGGUGCACAGCCUCUCGGGUGACUUGGAAACUCCUGGACAAAUUCCAUUCUAACUUAUUUUGACAUGUAUACAAACCAACUGUUUAGAGAUUCCACUUGUGCAAAGCCCUACUGUGUUUUUAUGUUCCUGUUUAAAAGAGAAGUUUACUUAGCAAUAAUUAUAAAUAAAUGAAUAUUCUUUA